UUAGAGUUUCCCCUUUAAUUCCAGUUUUAAUGUCUCAACAACAACCAUUUUUACUAGAAAAUGACGAAAGAUUUUCAAAUUUGUCACCAAUUCAUGAUGAAAUUGAACGUGGAGCUGGAGAAGAUGAUUUUGUUAGUUUCUCAGUGGUUGAUUCAUCAGAACAGGGUCAUUGGUUUGAAGUUGUGAAGCAUGAUGCUAGGGAAAUUUAUCAAAUUGUUAAAGCUUUGGCAUUUCGAGAGUAUUGUACUUUAAUCGUUAAUAAUGAAGGUAUUAGAGUAGUAAUUGAUGAUCAACAUAAUCAACAAGCAAGUGCUUAUUUUAAAUAUGAACAAUUUUCUGAUUAUAAUAUUCGUGUAAAUGUUUGUAAUUUGCGAGUGCCUAUAGCUGUUUUUAUGGAAGCUUUAAAUAUGUUUACUGGAAAUACUUCUGUUCUCAGAAUGUGGUAUGACGGGGAAGGAAGCCCUUUAAUGGUUUGUCAGGAAGAUGAAGGUUUUUUUGAAAAUACAGUCGAGCCUCACUAUAAGGAACAUCUCUAUCGUCCUUUCAUUUUAACUAGCUUAUUAUUAGUCAUCUCCCCCACCGGUGGUAUUGUUGUACAAGCAGCAAUUAGAACAUUAAAUUUACAAAGUAUGCUUGAUUUUGAAUUUACAAAUACUUAUGUGAUGUGUAAAGCAAUACUUAGCCCAACUCCAGUUAAAGAAAUUCUUCGAGAUUUGGAUAAUUCUGCUGAAACUGUUAUGCUUAUAUUUACACAAAAUUAUAUUGCUUUUUAUACAGUUGGAGAAUUGGGGAAAAUUAAGAUUGAAUUGCCAGCAAAUGCCCCUCAUACAGAACAUUUAACUUGCAAAGAAGAAAGAGUUUGUUUUCAAUAUAGAUCUAUUCAAAUCAAACGUCUAGCAGAGAGUGUACGUCUUUCAAAUAAAGUUUCGCUUCGAAUAGAUCAAAGAGGAGUGCUUUGUGUUCAGUUACUUAUUCCACAAUCGGACCAAAUGGUGUUUGUUGAAUUUUAUUGUAUCGCUGAUGAUGAUAUUUACCAUCCAGACACAAGCUAA
Molecule: messenger RNA, 1052 nt
Organism: Meloidogyne enterolobii
Lineage: Eukaryota; Metazoa; Nematoda; Chromadorea; Rhabditida; Meloidogynidae
Source: the annotation of a GenBank genome assembly